Messenger RNA from Cicer arietinum (chickpea), 1284 nucleotides. RefSeq lists its product as uncharacterized. Gene Ontology annotation, molecular function: protein binding. The record is from RefSeq and is a predicted model, not a curated record. NCBI's taxonomy places the organism in Eukaryota, Viridiplantae, Streptophyta, Magnoliopsida, Fabales, Fabaceae.
GUUACUUCAGUAAUUGGACAAAACAAAUGGAGAUUCCUAUUGUUUCGUUCACUCUCUAUUUUCUACUCCUCUUCCUAUUCCCACUUCAAAUUUUCUAAAUCCAUUCAACUAAAUUAAAACAACAACCACCGUUUACCUCACCGGAGACGGAAGAGAAUGGCAGAAAUUCCGGCACCGGAAGUACAAGUAAACGGCGGAGCAACAACAACGACACUAAACCUCUCAGAACCACACGGAUCGAAGAAGCGUCAGCGCAGACCCAGCGUCCGAUUAGGUGACAUCGGAGACCAACCCUCCGAUUCCCAUUCUCGCCGAACCACAAAAUCAUGGCGAUUCGGCUUCAACAACGUCUCAGGUAAACCCUCAAAGACUCGUCCUCUGACUAAUUUGACCUCCGUAUCCGAUUUCGACGAAACGCAAGAAAUUGAAGAAAGAGAAACCAACACCGACGGCGUCAUCAUUGGUAGCUGGAAAGUGAAGAGAGGUUCCAAACGACCUCGAUCGAAUUGGACUUCUUCACGAAUCGACGAAGGCGAAGAUGUUGAUGUUGAUGAUGAUGUGUAUCGUGAUUUCGAAGGGGAUAAUUCGGGAAGGUCAAUCCAUUCUUCGGAGAAUUUGGGUGAUGAUGUUAGGAAUAGGAAUGAGGAUGGUGGUAGAGGUAGUUGUGGUGAAGAUGGUGUUAAAAUUUGGCUUAAUGGAUUAGGUUUAGGUCGAUAUGCACCUGUUUUUCAAAUUCAUGAGGUUGAUGAUGAAGUUUUGCCAUUGUUGACACUUGAGGAUCUUAAAGAUAUGGGUAUAAAUGCUGUUGGUUCUAGAAGGAAAUUGUAUUGUGCUAUUCAGAAACUUGGGAAGGGUUUCUCUUAAGUUUUUUUGUUUUUUUUAAUCUUAUAUUAAUCUCAUUUAGUUUGGGAAAAUUCUCAACUAUUGCAAAUUAAUAUGCAUGUAUGAAAUGUACUCUUCGGGAAAAUGUAGCCUUGGAAUUUGCAGUUUAGCCAUAGGUAUAUAAAGUCUGAUGAAGUAUUGUUUCGGUUAAUGUUUAAAUUUAAGCUCAUUAACCAGUUGUGUGAGUCAACCACUAUGUUUGUUUGAGAGUAUCUUCUCUCACAUAACUUGUUAGGAUUUUUGGAAUGGUUAGGUCCAAUUAUAACUGCUAUUUUUGUUUGAGUUUAAUUCCAGGUGUAUGUAAACAUUUAUGAGGAAGGAUUCUGAAAAUUUAAGGAAGUGUUGUUUGUUUGAGUUCUCUAUUGGGUAAUAAAUGAUUAAUGUUGAUAUUUUUGUGGCUAC